GUUUGCUUCCCUUUCAGAAAACCAGCAUCCUUGUGCAAGCGGCGAAGUAAUAGAAAUGGAAUUACCAAUGGAAGAAACGGGUGAGGACCCCGAAGCCGAGGUGAAAAUUGAAGGAAGCACAAAUUCAUCCAGUAUUACCAAUUCUGCGGCAGGUGUGGAAGAUCUUAACAUUGUUCAGGUGACAAUUCCAGAUAACGAGAAGGAAAGAUUAUCCAGCAUUGAAAAGAUAAAACAACUAAGAGAACAAGUCAAUGACCUCUUUAGCCGAAAAUUUGGUGAAGCCAUCGGGGUGGACUUCCCUGUGAAAGUUCCCUACAGGAAGAUCACAUUCAACCCAGGCUGUGUGGUUAUCGACGGCAUGCCCCCGGGCGUGGUCUUCAAAGCCCCUGGUUACCUAGAAAUCAGCUCCAUGAGAAGGAUCUUGGAUGCUGCAGAUUUUAUCAAAUUCACAGUCCUUAGACCGCUUCCAGGCCUGGAGCUUAGCAAUGUGGGAAAAAGAAAGAUAGACCAGGAGGGCCGUGUCUUUCAAGAGAAGUGGGAGAGAGCGUAUUUCUUCGUGGAAGUGCAGAAUAUUCCUACGUGUUUAAUAUGCAAACAGAGCAUGUCUGUGUCCAAAGAGUAUAACCUCCGGCGCCAUUAUCAAACGAACCACAGCAAGCACUAUGACCAGUAUACCGAGAAGAUGCGGGACGAGAAGCUCCACGAGCUGAAGAAAGGACUCAGGAAGUACCUCUUGGGGUCAUCCGAGAUCAUGGGCCCCGAGCAGAAACAGGCCUUUGCAAAUGUGAGCCCAAAUGAAACUGCGGCCGUGCAACCCAUAGAAGACAUGGCUGGGAACUUAUGGGAGAAGUUACGCGAAAAAAUCAAGUCGUUCGUGGCAUACUCUAUCGCAAUCGAUGAGAUCACGGAUAUCAAUAAUACCACCCAGCUGGCCAUAUUCAUCCGCGGCGUUGAUGAGAAUUUCGAUGUGUCGGAAGAGCUCUUGGAUACGGUGCCCAUGACAGGUACAAAAUCUGGCAACGAGAUAUUUCUGCGUGUCGAGAAGAGUCUGAAGAAGUUUAAUAUCGACUGGUCAAAACUGGUCAGCGUGGCCUCUACAGGCACCCCUGCCAUGGUCGAUGUGAACGACGGGCUGGUGACGAAACUUAAGUCCAAGGUGGCCAUGAUUUGCAAGGACUCGGAUCUGAAGUCGGUUUGUUGCAUCAUUCACCCGGAAUCGCUUUGUGCGCAAAAGUUGAAGAUGGACCACGUCAUGAGUGUGGUGGUUAACUCCGUGAACUGGAUAUGCUCCCGUGGGCUGAACCACAGUGAGUUCACGACCUUGCUGUAUGAACUGGACAGCCAAUAUGGUAGCCUGCUCUACUACACCGAGAUUAAGUGGCUCAGUCGAGGGCUGGUGCUCAAGAGAUUUUUUGAAUCGUUGGAAGAAAUUGAUUCCUUCAUGUCGUCCAGAGGGAAGCCCCUGCCUCAGCUGAGCUCUCAAGAUUGGAUCAGAGACUUGGCCUUCUUGGUCGAUAUGACAAUGCACCUGAACACUUUGAACAUCUCGCUCCAAGGGCACUCACAGGUCGUCACGCAGAUGUACGACCUGAUCCGGGCAUUCCUAGCCAAACUGUGCCUUUGGGAAACUCACUUGGCGAGGAAUAACCUGGCCCACUUCCCCACGCUGAAGUCGGUUUCCAGAAAUGAAAGUGACGGCCUGAACUACAUUCCCAAAAUCGUAGAACUGAAGACCGAGUUCCAGAAGAGGUUGUCCGAUUUCAAACUCUAUGAAAGUGACCUGACCCUGUUCAGCUCCCCUUUCUCGGUGAAGAUCGAGAGCGUGCACGAGGCGCUCCAGAUGGAGGUCAUUGACCUGCAGUGCAACACGGUGCUAAAGACUAAAUACGACAAGGUCGGGGUCCCCGAGUUCUACAAAUACCUGUGGAGUAGCUACCCGAAGUACAGAAUCCACUGUGCAAAGAUUCUCUCCAUGUUCGGAAGCACCUACAUUUGCGAACAGCUGUUUUCCAUUAUGAAACUGAGCAAAACGAAAUACUGCUCGCAGCUAAAGGACUCGCAGUGGGAUUCCAUGCUCCACAUCGCGACAUGACUUACAACACGGGGGGGGGGGGGGGGUGCAAGACUAGAAUCCUCCGGGCCCCAGGGAUUGCAAGAUGAGAAGACAAGUUACAAACUUUCUGUUUUCCAGUUUUUUCCACUUUGACUCGGAAAUGUAACUUGCAGUAUCCUACCCGUUUGUAUGACAUUUUAUGCCUCACCAUAGUCCAGUAAAGAUGAAGACCGUUUUAUUGUA
Leptonychotes weddellii (Weddell seal) is the source of this 2296-nucleotide messenger RNA. The record is from RefSeq and is a predicted model, not a curated record. NCBI's taxonomy places the organism in Eukaryota, Metazoa, Chordata, Mammalia, Carnivora, Phocidae.